Molecule: messenger RNA, 684 nt
Organism: Trichoplax adhaerens
Lineage: Eukaryota; Metazoa; Placozoa; Uniplacotomia; Trichoplacea; Trichoplacidae
Exons: 7
Cellular component (GO): mitochondrion
Source: RefSeq, a predicted model, not a curated record
GUUUUAUCUGGCUGUGGAGUCUUCGAUGGAAGCGAAAUCCACGAAGCUUCUGCUGCUUUAGUGAGCUUAAGUCGUGAAGGAGUGAAAUACUCUAUAUUUGCGCCUAAUAUUCCACAAAUGCAUACUAUCAAUCAUCUGAAUGGACAGGAGGAAAGUGUCAACAGGCAAGUCCAAACUUACAAAUCAGCACGAAUUGCUCGAGGUAAUAUCGCAGCUCUUGAUACUUUGGUAGCCAAUGAUUAUGACGCCAUUGUAUUCCCUGGAGGGUUUGGAGCAGCGAAGAAUUUGUCUACUGUUGCAGUUAAAGGCCCAGACUGUGAGGUAAAUGAUGAAGUGCAACGUGUUAUCGUAGACUUUCAUAAGUUGAAAAAACCCAUGGGAUUUUGUUGCAUCGCCCCAACAAUCGUGGCCAAGGUUCUUGGAACGGGUGAAGUAACUGUAGGGCAGAGUAAAAACGACGACGGGAAAUGGCCUUAUGCCGAUACUGCACAAGCAAUUGAAAAAAUGGGAGCCAAGCAUCCCAAUUUUAUGACUGAUAAACAUUUGCUUAACUGCUUUCACGAAAUUCAUGUUGAUCAAGAAAAUCGCGUAGUGACAACUGCUGCAUUUAUGUGCGACGCCGACUUUCAUGUGGUACACGAUGGUGUUGCUGCCAUGGUCCAAACAGUUCUUAAGAUGGCCUAA